AUGGACUCUGCAGGAUUCGAUUCCGAGGGCCGGGAGUUCUCCAGCGCCACGGAGAUGUGGGCGGCGGAGAUCGGCGCCGCCACGUCCGCCACAGUCUCCGCAGAGGUCGCUCCGCCCGCGGCCGCCGCCGCUCCAAGCAACGGGGAGGCCGGCGCCGGCGAAGGGAAGCGGAAGGAAUGGUACUCCAAAGGAAUCUCCUACUGGCAGGGCGUGGAGGCGUCCACCGAGGGCGUCCUGGGCGGGUACGGGUGCGUCAACGACGCCGACGUCAAGGGCAGCGACGCCUUCCUCCGGCCUCUCCUCGCCGAACGGUUUGGCGCAGCAAAGCGCCAUCUCGUCGCGCUUGACUGCGGCUCGGGCAUCGGGCGGGUUACAAAGAAUUUGCUUCUUAGGCAUUUCAAUGAGGUUGAUCUUGUGGAGCCAGUCUCCCAUUUUCUAGAGGCGGCACGUGAAAACCUUGCUGGAUGUAUGGAUGUAGGACAAGAUACACAUAAAGCCGCUAACUUUUAUUGUAUACCUCUUCAGGACUUCACUCCUGAGGAAGGAAGAUAUGAUGUCAUAUGGAUCCAGUGGUGCAUAGGGCAACUUACUGAUGAUGAUUUUAUUUCAUUUUUUAAUCGUGCCAAGGUUGGGCUCAAACCAGAUGGCUUUUUUGUUCUGAAAGAGAACAUUGCAAGAAACGGAUUUGUUUUAGACAAGGAGGAUAACAGUGUCACCAGAUCCGAUGCAUAUUUCAGGGAGCUAUUUAAAAAGUGUGGAUUGUAUAUCCACAAUAUUAAGAACCAAAAGGAAUUGCCAGAGGAACUAUUCGCCGUCAAAAUGUAUGCAUUGGUGACCAGUGAGCCAAGAAUUAAAAAAAGUGGGAAGAGAAGGCGACCUAAAAAUUCACCUCAUUUGAUUCGGUCUUGAAAAGUCUCCAGAUUAACCGGGCUGUUGCGACAGUAAUAUUUAUCUGUGAAUGUAUUGCUAUUGAGCUGUUGCAAGUUCCAAGCACGGAAAUUUUAAGUCUGGCUUUCGCUCUGCGUACGUUUUGUACCAAACAGGCUCCAGUUUUCGUGAGGUCACAUCCAUUCGUUGCAACUGUUGUUCGAUUACCUAGUUACUGUCAACACUUGACAGAUGUGGCAUGUAUGAUCUCAUUGUUCUGAAAGGGAGGGUAUCUGAACCAAUGAACUCGUGCCUCUGGUGCCUCAAAUGUCUGUAGAUUUGUACUUAUGAUGCAUCGAAUUAUUGUGAAUGAAAUGGCUCUGUACCUGGGUGCAUCUAUGCAA
Lolium rigidum is the source of this 1271-nucleotide messenger RNA. RefSeq names its product alpha N-terminal protein methyltransferase 1. Gene Ontology annotation, biological process: N-terminal protein amino acid methylation. The coding region runs from base 1 to 909 and encodes 302 amino acids. Gene Ontology annotation, cellular component: cytoplasm. The record is from RefSeq and is a predicted model, not a curated record. The transcript is spliced from 8 exons. NCBI's taxonomy places the organism in Eukaryota, Viridiplantae, Streptophyta, Magnoliopsida, Poales, Poaceae. Gene Ontology annotation, molecular function: methyltransferase activity.